UAAUCAGCCGACAACAAAGGAAAAACAGGUCUCACCUGUAGAAAAGGAGGAAGGCAGCCGGCCAGAACAGUGGACUGACGACGGAGCCUCUCCCCUGGGAUUAGCCUAAAGAGUCCUCACUCUCCAAACUGGUUGAGGCCAGGUCGAUGCAAAAUCCAAACAAAAACUCCUGUUCCUUCUCCUCAAAGCUUCGGUCCUAUAAAUUCCUUCACCUGCCCAUUCCUCUUCAUCACUCUCCCUCCCUCCCUCUCUCUCUCUGGUACAUAUUUGAGAAGAUGGGUGUGGUCACUUUUGCGCAAGAGCUAGAAUCGCCAGUUGCUCCGGACCGACUCUUCAAAGCCUUGAUGCUCGAUUCACACGUGCUAUUCCCUAAGCUCAUGCCUCAGUACAUCAGGAGCAUUGACCUGGUUCAAGGCGAUGGUGGUGUUGGCAGUGUCAGGCAAGCCAACUUCUCCCAAGGAAGCUUGCUUAGAUAUGCGAAGCAUCGGAUCGAUGAGCAGGACGCAGACAACUUCCGCUGCAAGUUUACUUUGAUCGAAGGGGACAUACUCGGCGACGACCUGAAGUCUGUGGUGUCUGAGAUAGAGUUUGUCGAUGAUGGCAAUGGUGGGUCCAUCUGUAGGAUGUCGAGCGACUAUUGUUCAGACCGAGACAUCAAGUUUAGAGACGAGGAUAUAGAGGCCGGCAAGGAUAAAGCAAUGGAGUUGUACCGGGCUGUUGAGGCCUACUUAUUGGCGAAUCCUACUGCUUACACUUAGUUUUGCUCUCACUGAGACCUUCCCAGUCAUUAGCUCUUGAAUGUAAACUUGGCAGAAAGAAAAAGGAGCAGAAAAGCUUUAACAUUGUAAAUUGACCUCGUGCGAGAUUUUAGUGAAUUUUGUUGCUGAA
This is a messenger RNA of Eucalyptus grandis, 888 nucleotides long. Its product is annotated as major allergen Pru ar 1. The transcript is spliced from 2 exons. Lineage: Eukaryota; Viridiplantae; Streptophyta; Magnoliopsida; Myrtales; Myrtaceae. Gene Ontology annotation, molecular function: abscisic acid binding; protein phosphatase inhibitor activity; signaling receptor activity. The record is from RefSeq and is a predicted model, not a curated record. Gene Ontology annotation, cellular component: cytoplasm; nucleus. The coding region runs from base 147 to 758 and encodes 203 amino acids. Gene Ontology annotation, biological process: abscisic acid-activated signaling pathway; defense response.